Molecule: messenger RNA, 1026 nt
Organism: Clonostachys solani
Lineage: Eukaryota; Fungi; Ascomycota; Sordariomycetes; Hypocreales; Bionectriaceae
Source: the annotation of a GenBank genome assembly
AUGCUUAAAAAGUCAAUCCAAGUUUAUGCCACACACACACUGCCCCUCGAGUGCGAUAUUUACGCCACCGAUGCUGCAUCAGAUGAUGCUCCAGUCGUCUUAUUUUUCCAUGCCGGCGGGCUUGUAGGAUGGAACCGACAGUGUAUUCCUCCUUGGCUCGUGCAGGUGUGCUACAGACAUGGAUGGAUUUUAAUGAGUCCAUCAUACCGGCUGCUUCCCCAAUCAAGAGGCCCAGAGCUUUUACGGGAUGCAGCAACCGCGUACGAUUUUGCACGGACUUGGGGCCGAACCAAGAAUAUGCCAAGAGACGUGAUAUUAUGCGGAGCAAGCGGAGGGUUUUUUCUAGUCGCACUUAUCUUGCACCAUUGCCUACCAUCACCGUUAGCGGUACUCUCUAUAUCGGGUAUCAACACCUUCAGGCACCCGUUCUUCAACUCAUCCACCCUACUGGCACAAGAACCCAUUCAUAAUGAAAUGGUUUCUCGCGCCUUGGAUGGACCAGUGGUUGCUGGCACCAAAAAAGCCGGAUUUGUAGGAAUAUUCCAUCUCGACAAGCUCACAACUUUCGGAUCUAAAAGUGUCGACUAUGUGUACCCGGUAGGCAUCGAAGAAUCGGCUGAAGCUACUCAACGAGGCUUGUUGUAUGAAUACUUGAUUUAUAAAAAUCAGUAUCUAAAUUUGGUAGGUGAUUUGGACCGAGGGUACGAGUGGGCCAAGGAGCCUGGAUAUAGCUCCAAGGUAAAAGAUUGGCCAGUCAGUAUUGUUAUUCACGGGGAUGCAGACCGAGGGGUCCCUCUUGACGUGAGCGAGCAGAUGCGAGCAUGCUUGGGUCAAGAUAAGAUUUUCAUUUUCGUUGCCAAGGGACAGGAUCAUCUAUUCGAAUUGGAUAGAUUCAUUGAAGACCGUGGACCAGAAAUGGACACUGUUCGAAGUGCGGUGGCAUAUCUUGUCGAUACUGUAGCCGCAAAGAAGCGCUCUGCUAGCUGCCAUCCAUCUGGCGGUAGAGUCGAAGCAGAAGUAGACUAG